Messenger RNA from Manihot esculenta (cassava), 1424 nucleotides. RefSeq lists its product as uncharacterized. The transcript is spliced from 9 exons. Bases 169 to 1107 code for a protein of 312 amino acids. The record is from RefSeq and is a predicted model, not a curated record. Lineage: Eukaryota; Viridiplantae; Streptophyta; Magnoliopsida; Malpighiales; Euphorbiaceae.
CGUUUUAUUGACCAAGUCGACAAAGAAUUGGAGUGUGAACCCGAAUCCGAGUCCGGGACCGAACCCGGAUUGUUUCAUUUUCCAAUCCCGCCCCGGCCUCCCGCGCAGUCUCUAGGGAGUAAUUUCGUCGAGCAUUAGGCGUGCAAAGAAAUUUCGAAUUGAAAGAACAUGAAAGGCAGCAAAGCUACAGUCUUAACUCUAGCUGAGAAAUGCAAGAAUAUACUGGCUUCAAAUUGGCAAGCUCGCCUCAAUACCAUCAAAGCUGACGCCAAGGGAAGCAAGGAGGAUUUACACACUUCAAAAGUUAAAUACAUACUUAAGAAGGGGAGGCCAUAUAUCUGGAUUCCUGAAAAAGAUGUGCAUAAUGUGAACACAAUCAUUGAUGAACGUGGUUCAUUGGCUGUUGCAUGUCCUUUUCCUGGCCCUCUAGCAAAUUUACUCAGAUCAAUAAAGAAGUUACCAGAACGAAUUGCUCUACUUGGGGAUGUCUGCCCUCUUAAAGAUGGAAUGGCUCAGUUGGCUAUGGGAAGCAUUAAAGAAGUGAUACAGUCUGAGCAGAGAGCAAUGAAUGAGUCUACUUACACUGUUUCCAGUGUAUUAAAUUCUUCUAAUCUUAUUACUACAUCCAGAAGUGAAAGCCUUAAGGAGCUACUUGAUGGAGGUGGAAAAUAUCGUGUUUACAGGUUCAAUAUAAGCAUAUUGUCUAGGUCGUGUAUGUUUGUUGAUGGCUAUGGACGCACUCAUGAAGUGGAAUCGGAAGAUUUUGAAAGGUCUAAAGUAGACCCCUUAGCAUCAUUUUCUGCGAAGCUAAUUGAUGGCAUUAAUAGAAGUGAGGCGAGGCGUAGAGCUCUGAUACUUUUUUGUUUGAUAUACUUGAAUGCAAAUGCGAGAGAUGCAUUUAUGGUAUCUGUUGAUCGCAAGGGAUUUGAUGUGUUGGGGAAGGUUCUUAGUGCCGUCAUAAAGGAUGGCCAAGGUGAAUACCUGUGGAAGGAAUUCAGGUUUACAUUCAAGGAAGAGGCACCUGAUGUUGAAACUUUUUGUCAUCAACUUGUACAAAUGGAGGAGGAAGCUGUGAAGAAGGUUUCAAGCUACAGUGGUUUAACAUGAGAGUGCAUACACAUUUAUCUGCAAACUAGUUUAUGAUCCUGAAACUGUUUUUUUUUUUUUUUCUUAAACACAGAAGGGAUACGAAUUUCAAGCUAGAAAUUGUUAGAAAAGUAAUAGUUAGGCAUAUUUUAUGCAAACACACUACUACAUCCUUAUUCCUAAGUUACUGUUAUUUUUGUAUUUUCUUAGUCUGCAUCCAGAACAAGAAAAUCCUAUGGAUAAAACAAGGCUUCAUGGGCACUAAUGGCAAACUAUUUCUUGUGUGCUGCUCGGACAGCAAAGAUUAUAAUUGAAGAAAUAGAACAGUUAUUUGCUUC